AUGCACCUGACAAACCGCAUCCUACCUCAUUCUUUCUUGAGCCGCAACUUGAGUGACAAAAAGGUUCUUCGUAUACCCGAUCUACUAAAGGUGGUCAAGGCACCAUCCUUCGAGCUCCCCGAGGAGAUUGAUACGGACUUUGUCGUGUUUGGGAUACUUGCAUCGAAGUCUGAUCCGAGGCAGAUCAAGACCCCAGCAAACAGCACCAAGAAGGAGGUAGACCCCUACGACGAGGGACGCAAUAAUACCGAUAAAUAUCUGGUCUUGACCCUGACCGAUCUGAAAUGGACUAUCGAUGUCUUUCUUUUUGAAACCGCGUACACUCGCUACUACAAAAUGUCAGAGGGAACACUCGUUGCGAUUCUGAACCCUACGAUAAUGCCUCCACCAAAGCAUAAGUUGGAUACAAACCGAUUCAGUUUGUCUUUGAAUUCUUCAGACGAUAAAAUUUUGGAGAUUGGCUAUGCUCGGGACAUUGGCUACUGCAAGGCCGUACGGAAGGAUGGCAAGAAUUGCCAAUCCUGGCUGGAUGCGCGGAAAACUGAAUUUUGUGAAUUUCACGUUGACAUUCAAGUGCGGCGCACUCAGGGCAAGCGCAUGGGAGUCAACUCCAACACGGGUUAUGGCCCCGGUGGUCGAUCUGGCUCACGGAUCAUAGACGCGGCGGAUAAUUGCAGUGGUCCGAACCCUACGAGCUAUCGAAGAUCUUCGACGGUUCGAGAUCCUGGCUCCAAGAAAGACUCGAAAAACCCUGGCGCCCAGUAUGAUGGAGAAUCUCAGUCACUCUAUUACGUGGCGCCGGCUGCCAAUCGCGGUAAUCGCACAUCAUACCAUCAUGGCGCUGCGAACGGAUCGGCGGCAGCCCUGAUUGACGCUCAUGACGACCCAUUCCUUGCUUCGGGCAUGAUAGGGCGCGGCCAGGAGAGCAAGGAACAACGAAUGCGGCGACGCUUGGCCACUCAGAAGCGUGAACUUGACAUCACACGCAGGCUUGUCACAACUCGUGCUGGCCCUGGUGCAGAUUAUCUUCGAACCCGAACUGGUAACGAGACUUCUCAAAAAGGCGAGACGCCAAGCACACCAAAGUCUCAACCCACAGAUCAUGGUUUCAACCUUUCUACCCUGGGCAUGGCAAAGAAUGUUCGGUUGAGCCCCCAGAAGCGUGCUCAUGGCAAACCACAUGGAAGCGGCGUCAAAAAAACUCGGUUCAUCACAUCAAAGGGGAUUAGAGAGGCUGGGCGGGAAAGCUUAGGAGCUGGAGCUGAGGCAGCCCAGGGAGGAAGACGGGUUUUGUCAGAUGAUGACGAUGAUGAACUGGAUAUCAUUUGA
Molecule: messenger RNA, 1329 nt
Organism: Penicillium waksmanii
Lineage: Eukaryota; Fungi; Ascomycota; Eurotiomycetes; Eurotiales; Aspergillaceae
Product: Mcm10/DnaG-type zinc finger protein
Exons: 1
Coding region: 1-1329 (442 amino acids)
Biological process (GO): DNA replication initiation; DNA replication
Cellular component (GO): nucleus; replication fork protection complex
Molecular function (GO): DNA replication origin binding; single-stranded DNA binding
Source: RefSeq, a predicted model, not a curated record